Necator americanus (New World hookworm) is the source of this 723-nucleotide messenger RNA. RefSeq lists its product as uncharacterized. The coding region runs from base 1 to 723 and encodes 240 amino acids. Lineage: Eukaryota; Metazoa; Nematoda; Chromadorea; Rhabditida; Ancylostomatidae. The transcript has a single exon. The record is from RefSeq and is a predicted model, not a curated record.
AUGACGUCCUACCUUCAGAAAGAAACUAUCCCAGACCAGUGGAAGACCUCGCGAACCGUUCUUAUCCAUAAGAAGGGUGACCGAGAGGAUCUUCGGAACUACCGUCCGAUAUGCUUGCUGAGCGUGUUAUACAAAGUAUUCACCAAGAUCAUCCUCACGCGCAUAUCUAGGACGCUGGAUGAAGCCCAGCCUCGAGAACAAGCUGGAUUCCGCCAGGGGUUCAGCUGCUUGGACCACAUCCAGACCGUGUCGAGGGUCAUCUGUUACGCAGCGGAGACGUGGGCAGACACCACGGCCACGUCUAGGAAGCUACUUACUACCCACAGAGCCCUUGAGAGAUCUCUCCUGAAGUUUAACCGGCGCACACAACACCUAGCCGGUCUUCGUAGCUCCGACUUAAGAGGAGUGUCCCGUCCUCGCGACCCAGCGGAAUAUGUAUCGAAAGCAAAACAUAGAUGGGCCGGUCACAUCAUGAGAAGAAUCGACGAUAGAUGGACUAAAAGAACGCUAGAGUGGAUCCCAAGGGACGCUAAACGCCCCCGAGGGAGACCGCCAACGAGAUGGGGUGACGUGUUCGCUGCACGGAUGGACCAGCUGAGAGCUCAUCUGGGUACAGCUCAAGGACCUCGUCAACGUCACUCACGAAGCUUGAGAACAUCUUGGAUGACAAUGGCGAGGGAACGAAACGAGUGGAAGAGAUGUUGGGGCCCGCACGUCCAGUGA